Messenger RNA from Meriones unguiculatus (Mongolian gerbil), 1823 nucleotides. RefSeq names its product cytochrome P450 4F5-like. Gene Ontology annotation, molecular function: iron ion binding; oxidoreductase activity, acting on paired donors, with incorporation or reduction of molecular oxygen; monooxygenase activity. Bases 1 to 1629 code for a protein of 542 amino acids. Lineage: Eukaryota; Metazoa; Chordata; Mammalia; Rodentia; Muridae. The record is from RefSeq and is a predicted model, not a curated record. The transcript has 12 exons.
AUGCAGUUGUUGAGCCUGUCCUGGCUCGGCCUGGGCCCCGUGGUCACCUCCUCAUGGCAUCUUCUGCUGCUGUUUGUGGCCUCCUGGCUCCUGGCGAGAAUUCUGGCCUGGACCUACUCCUUCUAUGAGAUGUGUGCCUGCCUCAGAUGCUUCCCUCAGGCCCCUAAACGGAACUGGUUUUGGGGUCACCUGGGCACGAUCCAGAACAACGAGGAGGGCAUGCGGCUGGUGACGGAAAUGGGCCAGACCUUCCGAGAUGUCUAUCUGUGUUGGCUGGGACCCGUCAUCCCUGUGUUGAAGCUCGUUGACCCUGCAUUCAUUGCCCCCCUGCUCCAGGCCCCAGCUUUGGUGGCCCCCAAGGACAUGACUUUCUAUGGCUUCCUGAAGCCCUGGCUGGGGGACGGGCUCUUCCUGAGUGCUGGUGACAAGUGGAGCCGCCAUCGCCGCCUGCUGACGCCUGCUUUCCACUUUGACAUCCUGAAGCCCUAUGUGAAGAUUUUCAACAAGAGUGUGAACACCAUGCACGCCAAGUGGAAGCGUCUGGCCCUGGAGGGCAGCGCCCGUCUGGAAAUGUUUGAGAACAUCAGCCUCAUGACCCUGGACAGUCUGCAGAAAUGCCUCUUUGGCUUUGACAGCAACUGUCAGGAGUCCCCCAGUGAAUACAUUGCUGCCAUCUUGGAACUCAGUGCUCUGGUAGCAAAAAAGUACCAGCAGCUCUUCCUGUAUGUGGACUUCCUGUACUACUUCACUGCUGAUGGGCGGCGCUUCCGCAAGGCCUGUGACCUGGUGCACAACUUCACAGAUGCUGUCAUCAGGGAGAGACGCCGCACCCUCUCCAGCCAAAGUGCUGAUGAGUUCCUGAAGCCCAAGGCUAGGUCUAAGACUUUGGACUUCAUCGAUGUGCUCUUGUUGGCCAAGGAUGAACACGGAAAGGAGCUGUCAGACAAGGACAUCCGAGCAGAGGCUGACACCUUCAUGUUUGGAGGCCAUGACACCACGGCCAGUGCACUCUCCUGGAUCCUGUACAACCUGGCGAGGCACCCGGAAUACCAGGAGCGCUGCCGGCAGGAGGUGCAGGAGCUCCUGAGGGACCGCGAGCCUGAGGAGAUUGAAUGGGACGACCUGGCCCGGCUGCCCUUCCUGACCAUGUGCAUCAAGGAGAGUCUGCGGCUGCAUCCUCCUGCGACAGACCUGGUCCGCCGCUGCACUAAGGACAUUGUGCUGCCUGAUGGCCGAGUCAUCCCCAAAGGCAGCACAUGUGUCAUCAGCAUCUUCGGAGUUCAUCACAAUCCUUCAGUCUGGCCGGACCCUGAGGUCUAUGACCCCUUCCGCUUUGACCCAGAAAACCCGCAGAAGAGGCCACCUCUAGCUUUUAUUCCUUUUUCUGCCGGGUCUAGGAACUGCAUAGGACAGACUUUCGCCAUGAACGAGAUGAAGGUGGCGCUGGCGCUGACACUGCUGCGCUUCCGCGUCCUUCCGGAUGACAAGGAGCCGCGCCGGAAGCCGGAGCUGAUCCUGCGCGCGGAGGGCGGGCUGUGGCUGCGGGUGGAGCCGCUGAGCGCCUGCGCAGUGACCCCACGCCUGCCCUGGGACGACCUCAACCACCCACCUACCUCUACUCACCGCUGAAUAAACAGCCUCACUGAGCGCCAGCAGCGGCUCUAGAGGAAAGCAGCUCCUGUGUCGGGGACAGGCUGGGUUGGUGUCUCUGAACCCCACCCCCGCUUUUGUUCACCUUUGGCCUCUACGCUGCUGAGCGUUUUCCUGAGCUCAAGAAUAGGGUUUUAUUAAAAGUAAUUUUUAUGUACUCUUUGACAACCUCA